This is a messenger RNA of Mugil cephalus (flathead mullet), 5546 nucleotides long. Its product is annotated as mucin-5AC. Gene Ontology annotation, cellular component: postsynaptic density. Gene Ontology annotation, biological process: inhibitory postsynaptic potential. The record is from RefSeq and is a predicted model, not a curated record. NCBI's taxonomy places the organism in Eukaryota, Metazoa, Chordata, Actinopteri, Mugiliformes, Mugilidae. The coding region runs from base 1422 to 4739 and encodes 1105 amino acids. The transcript is spliced from 5 exons.
AGGGGGCUUGCAUGGCGACACGGAGAGGAGGUCAUGAUGGAGAGAUGCAGAGAGAAGGGGGGAGAGAGGGAAAAGAAACAAGACAGGGAGAACUGAGAGGAGCAUCUGAGAGGAUAACUGCCUGUUUGCUCACUCUUGUCUUCUUGCUCCCCCUCCUGUCCUUUCACUUCCACUCACAGCGCAAACGCUCAGACAACUAGGUAGGCACAGCGGAGGAGCACAGAGCUGUGAGGGAUGGAUGAAAAGGUUCCCACGUGAAAGGCAGGAAUCCACGGGAGAGAAGAGGAGGGUGAGGUAGGAGAAGACACAGCCAGAGAGGAGAGGAGAGGAGAGGAGGGGAGAGGAGGGGAGAGGAGAGGAGAAAGAGGUGAGGAGGAAGAGAAAGGGGGGAGACAAGAGAAGGGGAGCAGAUGGACACAGCACAGAGCAAAGGCAACGGUGUGAGGCUCACCGAGCGGCAGUGACAGAGAGGUGGGAAUAAAGGCGAGCACGAACGCCAGAGGGAUGGAAGAAUGGGAGGAAGCGAUGUGAAGGAAUAGCGGAGAAGAGGAGCGAGCGCUCGUGGGAGAAAGAGACAACACAGAGGGGAAACAGGAAGCGGGAGAUGUGGAGCUUGUGCCGUCUUCAGCCAUGAGCGAAUGAUUCACUGAGAGAAGAGAAAGAAACAGAGGCUGAAAGUAAUCAAAUCAAAGGGAAGUAGGGGCGACCAAGAAAGUUCAACAAGACAGGCCAUUAUGGGGAAGCACGCAAGCCCAUCCCAUACCUUGGCCUUCCAAUCUCCUGAGGGCCCAGGGGACAAAGUGGAUGGAGAAGGAGGGGCUGCCAACUAGAAGCCAAUGUGACAGAAAGACAAAGCAUGGACAGGCUGCGUUCCUUUCCUCUCUGCCUAUUUGCAGGAAACUUUGCCAAGAGUUGAUCUCUCUAGACGCUCAAAGAGAUAUGGGAUUAAGAGUGCACAACUUCAGAAGACUUGAAACAGUAUGGACGCACUAAUUUUAAAGAAUAUUUGAUGCUCCAUAUAUUUAUUUUUCUAUGAGUAUAAGAGGUUCUUUGUGUAAGCGUUUGUCACAGUGAUCUAUACUAAGUUGUUUCUCUCUGUCCUUGAUAUCACUACACCUUGAACUGUGAACAUGGUAAUCCAUCAUUUCCAAAAAGACAAUCUUGGUUGCAAAGAAAGUCACUGGUGUACAGAUGAGCUGAGAGACUAUACAUAAUCCUAAAAAGAGACAUCGAGUCCUCCAGCCUCUUUUGAGAUGAAACUGGAACUCAGUCAAUUAACUGUAUAGAUCUCUCACUGUUCUUAUGAAUAUAUAGUAAUGGAAAGAUCACUUUCCUCGCUGACGCACUAAAAACAAGGCCAUCAAAACAGCAAACUGCCCGCAAAGCCUGUGGAUGUUGCAGGGGCGAGAGAGGCUGGAGAAAUGGUGAGCAAAGAGCCCAACCACCUGCUCACAGGCCAAACCAAUGGCAAGAGCACCUUGGCAGACAAGUUGCCAGGGACAAUGACUGUACGUUCAGUGCUGCUCAAUCGAGACUCCCCGGAUAUUGAGAGUCGACUCAAGAGGCGGCGCAACCGCACCCACCAGGUUCGCUUUAAAGACCUGGAAGAUGGCAGCAGCAGCAGUGGCAACAGUGGAACAGGAGAAAACAAUAGCCAUCAGAGGCCUGCCACAGAUUGUGACAGCCCGCAUCCUCUUCGCAAACACAGCAGCAGGUCCUCCCAGCCAUGGAAUGACAGGGAUAGGCCGCACUCUGAGGGACUUCCUGGGCAAACCUCUGUGGUGGGGGCUGUGCGUGGCGACAUGGCAAGUACUAUAGAGGUGGUGGCUGCUUUUUUAGCCCGAGCACCUCCUCAUCCACUGACACCUGGUCCUACACGUCGAUGCUGGGCACCCCCGCAGACAAACUCCUUAACCUUGCCAAUGACACGCAAGCCCAGUACGAGUACCAGCACAGCCAUUCAGACCUCCCCAUGCCUGAAAAAGCAGCAGUCUCUCUCUUCCACCCACACACGUAGCCACAGCCUUGGGGACUCAGUUGGUGUGGAUGGAGAUGACGAACAUGAUUCACAAGAUGAAUACCUUACACACAACCAUGUCCCGCUGCCUGGGUCCAAAGAUCAAAACGGACCCCCUGGCCUCGGGGAUCGACCUGUAGUGGAACGAAGGUCCAAAACAUCCAGGACAGAAAUGAAGUCAGCCGUGAGUGUGUUAAAAAGCUCAAGGCACAGCUGCCCCCCUUCAGUCCUUCACAAUAUUGAGCCAUGUCACUGUUCCUCGGUAUCCUGCCGAGAUGGCCCCAAGCGUCAGGGAAGCAGUACUCCUUCAGCAGUCAGGAGGAGAAAGCGGCUAAAUAGGACAACAAGUGAUCCUGGAAAGGAAGUGCACUACUGCACCACUCCCACGCAAACAGAAAGCCCCUGUCCAUCCCCCUCACCCUUAAAUACCAAACUCUGUACCACUCAAGUUCAAACUGAGACCCCUUCCACCCCUCUCAAUUCAAAGUACUGCACCGCCCAAAUUCAAACUGAAAAUCUGCAUCAGCCUCCAUCUUUCAGUGAUGAAAAAUGCACACCAAAAACUCAAAACACCUGUUCUCGUCCAGCCCUACCUCCAAAUGCUGAACAGUGCACCACUCAAAUACAAACAGAGUCUCCCAGUCAUGCUCCUAAUGCUAAACCUUGCACUACACAGACACAAACUUGCAGCAUCGUUGCUUCCCCACCUGUGAAGGUAUCUCCCAGUCCAGUGCAAAUUCAGGCUGAGAGUCCUGUAUCCCCAACGCCAACUCAAGAGCCUCCAACCACCCAAAUAACUACUGUGCCUUACUGUGCCUCUCCCCCGCCUACAAGUGCAACAAUACAAACCCCUGAACACUGCGCUAAGCCAACUUGCACCUCUCCAGACAAGCCAGCUUGCACCACACCACCUCCACCUAAAGCAUUGCCCAUUCCUUGCUCCACUUCUCCACCCACUGUUACCCAAUACCCUAUUCCCUAUUAUACAGUUUUGUCUCCUCCAACAACCCCUAGCACAGCUGUGGUCUGUUCCAGUCCUUCCUCAACUGCGCCACCGUGCCCCACCCAAAACUGCACUUCCCCUACCUUAAACCUUGUAUCAUCCCCUCCCUUAAACUGUGCUACCCCUACCCCACUUAUAACCUCCACUGUACCCCUUCUUGACCCUCUCAAGCAUCGAGCCAUUUCCCCUAAUGUGACAAAUCAACCACUAUCAGGUGCAACAAAUUCUACAUCUCCCACAAAUCUAACACCGUGCACAUUUGUGACUCAAACUGCUUUGUCCUGCACUUCCAUAUCAUAUUAUACCACCACGCAUUCAGGGGGUCCCCACGCACCACACUUAAAUCCUACUUCAUCUUCUUAUGCCACCGUCAUACAAACUGUAUCUCGUUGUAAUAUUCCAUGUCAAGAUCUGCAAAAUACCUCUUCUACCAGCACAGGCAUAACCCCCUACUCCUCGCCAGUCCCAAAACUGAAAUCUUGCACUUCUCCGCCUCCACUUGUGAAAACCUAUGCGUCCACUCUUCCAAAUGCUCACCCGUGUGCAACACCAACUAAAGCUGUUCCUCUGUACUCUUCUACAUUUCGUGCUGCGCCACCAUACACGCCCCCCUCUCAGGCCCCCUACAAUGCUCAGGAUAAGAGGGGCAUUCGACUUCCACCUCCUCCCCCGCCACCUCCACCUUACACACCACGGAAAAAGGGAAAUGAACCACCAGGUCCUGCAAUCCGAACACCCAUGCUCAGGGCAGACAGCAAGGCCAGUGAGAAAGAUAAAGAGAAGGAGAAGGAGAAAAAGGAGGACAUAAAAUGUACGGACUCACCCAAGCUCUGUGAGAGAGCCAGCUCUCUGAAGCACAGAGCUCAAACACCGCCAGUCGCUGUGAUGAAGGGAGAGAAGCAGUCCUCCUCCUCUCCUGCCAAGGCCUGUUUUAAGCCCAGCUGUCUUAGCUCAGCCCAGGCUCAGCUUGGGGCUCUGCACAAAAUGCUCUGCUCAGGAGCCAACGCCAGGCCCAGCACCCCCAACAGCCAACACGCUCUCCCUCCAAUUCAGCAGGGUUGCUCUGGAUCCAGGGGCUGCUGUGCUUCUGGGGAGCGGCCCACAGCCGGGCCCUUGACUGCCACCCAGGCUGACACUCUAAGACAGGUCCAGGAAAUUUUGGGAGGGUUGGUGUCUGGUGCCAGGUGUAAACUGGACCCGUCCAAGGUGACAGAAAAGCUCCUGAGCCCCAACGGACCCCUGCAUGAUAUCCGUAGUCUGCAGACCCAGCUACACAGCUUGGAGGGAGUCUUGGAGACCAGCCAGAACACCAUUAAGGUCCUGCUGGAUGUCAUUCAAGACCUCGAGAAGAAGGAGGCAGAGAGAGAUGGAAGACAUUCUUACAGAACCGGACAGGACAUUGAGAACUGUGGCACCUGCAGGGACUGCGCCUGCAUCAUCUACAGAUCUCCUCCACAGCCACUCAUCCAUCAGAGCCUUCCGCUCCAGCUGCUAUCACUCAAUACCUCAGCGGUGCUGAGGACAAACAGUGUAGAGCACGACUUUCGUCUGCAGGAAGGGCAGGUGGUACGCACAUGGAAGGUGGGCGACCCUCCGGAGGGCUCGCCGCAGACACCCGUGCCCCAGCCCGCAACACCUCACCAACAGGACUCGCCUCAGCCGGUGCGGCCCCCUGCCACCACCAAGAAGAACCGGAAGAAAUGCUUCUGGUUCCUCUGAGCGCUAAAAGGGAUGCAGCAAGAGACAAUUUGAUACUGUAAUGCACUUCUGAAAGAAAAAAUACACACAAAAAGAAGAAUAAAUAUGGAUAUUUGUUUAAAAAAAAUUUAAAAAAUGUGCAAUGAACUGGAGGAUUAAAAUGCAAACGUGUAACUGUGGGAGGCGAGCGAGCUGCAAAGGUUAAGAUUUUAGCUGUUGAUGCGAGCGGUGCGACUGGGCGGCACAUGUUGUUAGUGCUCUUAAAAUGCCUCGUCAGCACUUACAGGUUUGAUUCUGGUGCGGGGAAGUAAAAAGUGCUGAAGUCAAAUAAAAGCAAAAGUUCACUCCACGUUAUGACUCACAGUUAAGAAGCAAUUAGGAGAUAUAAAGAGAAUAUACAGCGGUCAAGGGGCACGGGACAAGAGGCAAUACGGCAUAGAGAAUGAAGCAUAUUUAUAACAGGUGAAACGAGUUUAUGGGGAAAAAGGCAAGAGAAGACAGAGGUGGGUUCAUCUUUAUUAAUGGAGUAAUGAGGGUCAGAACACCAGCUUUUAUAUCCAGAGACAUUUAAGAAAAAAAGAAGUUAUUAUGACCUGUAUUUAAAACUUUUAAUAUACUGUAAUUGAUUAAAAAUUACUACACAUGUCUACAUGCACAUAGACACACACGCACACGUCUAAUACACUGACAGAUUUAAAUUAAAGAUUUAAAUUUAAAAAACAAACAUAUAUGAACUGAGGAAACGGUGUUCUGUACAUAUCAGAGCUGUUCUGCUUGGAUGCUAUAUUUCAAAUAUGGAUUACUGCUCUAUAAAAGUAUUUUACCACA